Messenger RNA from Venturia canescens, 3717 nucleotides. It is a transcript of the gene Ars2, whose product is annotated as arsenic resistance protein 2. The coding region runs from base 118 to 2985 and encodes 955 amino acids. The transcript is spliced from 16 exons. Gene Ontology annotation, molecular function: nucleic acid binding. Gene Ontology annotation, biological process: mRNA processing; primary miRNA processing. The record is from RefSeq and is a predicted model, not a curated record. Gene Ontology annotation, cellular component: nuclear body. Lineage: Eukaryota; Metazoa; Arthropoda; Insecta; Hymenoptera; Ichneumonidae.
CCAACUCCAAUCAUGUCCUAAAUCCGCCAUAUUAGAAUUGCGUAUACUCGCUUGCAUUCUACUGUGCGGUGGCGUUCCUUUUUUUAUUUAGAAACUUAAAUUUAAGGGCACUUGAAAAUGGGUGAUUCAGAUGACGAGUACGAUCGCAAAAGACGUGAUAAAUUCAGAGGGGAACGCCCUGAAUCUUAUUCCAGAGAAGGACGACGAGACGAUCGACGCCGAGAGGAAUGGGUUGACCGGGAAUGGUCCAGCAGGCCAAGAGCAAGGCCAGAUUACAGAGAAUAUAGAGGUGGCGGAGGAGGCGGAGGACGAGAUCGUUACAGUCCUGCAAGAUCUCAGGAAAUGGCACCGCCGCUAAAAAGAAUGAGAGCAGAUUGGGAUGAUAGAGGUCCUCGUUACGGGGGUCACCCUGAUUAUUACGGUGGCGGCGGCGGAGGUGGUGGUGGAGGAGGGGGUGGAGGCGGUGGCGGUGGCAAUGCUUGGGGUCCUGACCAUUUCCCACCGCCUCAUCAUGGCAACCAUUACCAUGGCAAUCAUGGGAAUGCCAGCAGCAGUCGCGAAGUUGCCGGAAACUUCAGCAACUCAAACGUUGAGACGCAGCCACCGAUGAUGACGUUCAAAGCUUUCCUUGGAACGCAAGAGGACACGAUUACAGACGAUCAAGCGAUCAAACGUUACAACGAGUACAAACUGGAAUUUCGCCGACAGCAGCUCAAUGAAUUUUUCGUAGCGCACAAGGACGAAGAAUGGUUCAAAAUCAAAUACCAUCCGGAAGAAUCAGUUAAGCGAAAGGAAGAACAAAUUGCAGCACUGAGGAAACGAGUCGAGGUUUUUCUGGAGUUAUUGAAUUCCGGACAAAUCGACAGAGUUACGGUCGAUGCCGAUCAGGCCGAGCCUCUCUUGCACCUCCUCGAUGCAGUUGUUAUUAAAUUGGAAGGCGGAACCGACGACGAUUUGAAAAUUCUCGACGCCAAACCAUCGUCUGCUAUGCAGGCGAAAGAGUUGCUCACUGUGCGCAAGGAAAAAGAAGGAGUCAAAGAAGUCAAAAUCAAACAGAGUCCGGAAACGAAAACAGAAAAUACGGAAGACAAACCCUUGGAAGAUGCCCCCGCUGAAGAAGGCAAGACCAACGAGGAGCAAAAUGGUGACGUCGAGAUGAAGGAAUCAACGGAAGAAGCUCCGGAGGAGAAGGAAACUGAGGAGGAAAAAAUGGAGGAGAAUGUGGUUGAAGAGGCCAAAGAAAUCAAAGAAGAAACACCCGCAACGGAAGAAAAACCGAGAGAGCAAAUAAAUCCGAAAAAGAGAAAACGCACUGACAGCAACAGCAGUUCAAGUAGUAGCAGCAGCAGCAGCUCUUCUGACAGCGAUAGCAACAAACCGGACACUCCAAAAGCAGAAACUCCAAUGGAAGAUAAACCGCCAAGCACAACGGACGAAAAUGUUGAAGAAAAAGAAGAGGGUAAAGUUAACGAAGAGGAUAAAGAGGAAAAAGGAAAGGAAGAGGAAGUUGAAUGCGUAGAUGCGAAGAAAUCUGACAUCGAACCAAAAGCCGUGAUCGAUUUGGCGAGUGAGGAUAAAGAAAAAGAACCACGUGCUCUUCACAAAACAAGCAGCAUUUUCCUCAGGAACUUGGCACCGACCAUCACGAAAGCAGAAGUCGAAUCUAUGUGCAAACGUUUCCCUGGUUUUCUUCGUGUCGCCAUCGCCGAUCCGCAACCCGAACGUCGGUGGUUCCGUCGUGGGUGGGUCUCUUUCGAGCGACAAGUCAAUAUAAAAGAAAUUUGCUGGAGUCUCAAUAAUAUCCGACUUCGAGAUUGCGAACUCGGUGCGAUCGUGAAUCGUGAUCUUUCCCGUCGAAUUCGAACGGUAAACGGCUUGACCGCGCACAAGCAAAUUGUUCGACACGACAUCAAAUUGUCUGCCAAAAUCGUUCACAAUUUGGACAACAGGAUCGGCUUGUGGAAUACCGAGAAAAAACAGGACGACAAAGAUUCCGAGACUAAUAGAGAAUCGAAAAGCAAUCAAAAUUCAAAUGAAGCUGAGCAAGCUGCCUUUGGACUGUCCUCAAAAAAUCCAGUACUGAAAAACAUUACUGAUUACCUCAUCGAGGAAGCGUCUGCUGAGGAAGAAGAACUUUUGGGCAUGUCCGGUGACCAUGAAGAAGGACAAGUUGGUGGUGACGGCGAUGGACCAAUCGAAAGAGAUCCCACACUGAUUAAGGUUUUAGAUCGAUUAGUCUUGUAUCUGCGAGUAGUCCAUUCGGUCGAUUAUUACAAUCAUUGCGAAUAUCCGAACGAGGACGAGAUGCCAAAUCGUUGUGGGAUAAUGCACGUCAGAGGACCUCAGCCAACUGCCAAAAUAUCUUCAACCGAAUUGUCCGAAUAUUGUCGAAAUUUCGAGAGCAAAAUGUCGGCUUUCCUUGCUCCUGUCGCGACGGUUAAUUCCGAAGAGUUCGACAGUUUGGGAGCGAAAAGCGCAGAAGCUGAAGUCGAAAAAUUCGUUCAGGCUAAUACGCAAGAACUUGCGAAGGACAAAUGGCUGUGUCCUUUGAGUGGGAAAAAGUUCAAAGGACCUGAUUUCAUUCGCAAACACAUAUUCAACAAACAUGCAGAAAAAGUAGCCGAAGUUAAGGCUGAAGCGGAAUACUUCAAUAAUUAUCUCAAAGAUCCAAAGAGACCCCAACUUUCCGAGCAUCCCGGAAACAAAACGCCAGUCAGAGAGGGACCGCGUGAAGGAUUCGCGCCUUAUCCUCCUGCAGGCUUUGGUGUUUACGGGGGUGGAUUUGGCGGUGGUCGAGGAGGAGGUUACGGCGGAGGAGGUGGAGGAGGCGGAGGCGGAUACGGUGGUGGUUUUGGUGGAGGAUUUGGAAUGCCACGUCCAAAUCGUGGUGGUUUCAACAGAGGACGUGGCGGCGGUGGUGAAUUCCGGCCGAUCAUACAUUAUCGAGAUCUCGACGCACCUCGUGAGCCAGACGAAUUUUUAUAAAUCCAAGAGAUUUUAAAGAGACGAAGUACACUCCCCGGCGCUGGUGGCUUCCGGAAUUCGUUGCUCAACUGAGUGAAUAGCGUGAAAGAAACGAAACGCAGAUUUCAUGAAUAUAAAUAAGCGUAAAAAUUUAUAAAGAUCAAAGUUUAGCUCCAUAAGAAAAGAAAAUGCGAAAACAAUGAAUGCGUGCGUGUUGCUCUCUGUAUAUAAAGAGAAACGACGAUUACUUUCCAAUAAUUCACAGUUCAACGACGUGUUAACUAAGAGCAUAAUUCAUUAAUUAGAUAAACUUGCACGGUUAUAGAAAAUGUAAUGACCAAUACAUGUUAUUUUUUAAGAUGCUCAAGACUCAUCGAGCAUUUUUUCAAUCGGAAAAAAUUCUCGACCAAGUGUAAAAACAAAUGGGAAAGAAUAUUUGGUUGAAUUUAUAUUAUGAAAAAUGCAGUAAAGUUCUUUUCUAUCGUAAGAUUUAUCUGGAAAUAUUCACGAUUUUUUAAAACUAUAAUCAUUUCAAUUUGGAGAAAUGAGCUUUCGUCGCGACAUCUCUAUGUCAUUUUCAAUAAAGCAUAAAAAUAAAUAUUUCAAUUAAAACAACUUUCUACUGAGCGAUUUCAAAUUUAUAUGGGAAUUUUCAUUUUCAUGUCUUAUCGAUGUGACUAAUUGAUUUGACUUGUAAACACACAUUCAUAAACAAAUAUAUAUCUCAAUAAAAAAAGGACAUGGAUGAUAUAA